Messenger RNA from Olea europaea var. sylvestris, 2181 nucleotides. RefSeq lists its product as uncharacterized. NCBI's taxonomy places the organism in Eukaryota, Viridiplantae, Streptophyta, Magnoliopsida, Lamiales, Oleaceae. The transcript has 6 exons. Gene Ontology annotation, molecular function: lipid binding. The record is from RefSeq and is a predicted model, not a curated record. Bases 656 to 1957 code for a protein of 433 amino acids.
CCACCAUAUAAUCAAACCAGAUCAAGUCCCACCCACUCUUCAAUUCUAACAGUCCAUAAUUAUCUUCUCCUGCACCACCAAAUUCUGGUUUCUAAACCUUAUUCGAGUAUUUCAUCUCCAUUUUGAGCUGCAAUUUUUGUGGUCGCAAUAAUUCAUACUUGUUUUUGGAGGGUUGAGUGAGUAGUUGCAGGUAUUUACCAGCAGCCUUGAAAUAAGUAUUAAAAAUCCAGAGAUACCAUUGGAUAAACUGCCAAAUGUUGGACAGAGAGAGGGGAAAAGCUGUAGAAUUUGUGAAAUGAAACAAAAGAGGGCCUAGGGCAAUCCGAAUAACUCGUUUAUACGCCGCGUAUCUCUCACAUCCUUAUCCUCUCAAUCUUGUUGAUUUUCUUCACGCACAACCAGUUUUGUCUCGUCUCUCUGUUUCUGUUCUGCAAAACCCAUAACUAAAUAAUAAUUGUUCUGAUCCUUUUUUAUAUCUUGAGACUUAUCCAGUUUUUCUCUAUAAUAAUUCCUCUUUUCCUUUUCUUCUAUCUUUUUUCUUUUGAACCCUCGAGUCAUCGUUGUGUCUAAAAGCAAAAUCUUUGUUCGAUUGAAUCAAGGGUUCUUUUCCUUUUUCUUUUCGUGAUUUUUGGAAACUUAUUUUUGUGAUUCUAUUAUGGCUUUGAUUUCGGCUUUCCUUGAGAUUUUUCAAAGACCCACAAUUGGAGAUAUGACGAUUGAGCUGAUGGUAUUCAUGGCUCCUAUCUGGAUAGCUGUUUUUGUUGGAGUUUUGGUGGGGUGGGCCUGGAAGCCCAAAUGGGCUAGUCUGAAGGUGGAUCUUAUUGAUUGUACGGCAAAGGAACAAGAAUCUUCUUCUUCUUCCGGGUCAGGGAUGGUCUUUUUGCAGUUUCCUUCAAUACCAAGCAUGAAUUCCUUGAAACAAAUGCCCAGCUGCUUUUCUUCGAUUUUUGAUUUUGGAUUUGAGAAAAAUACUUCAUCCCUGCCUAUGCCUUCAAUUUCAAGUCCUGAUUGCAGUUCAUCUAAGUUAGAUAAAGAAAAAUCAGGUUUUGUGACUGAGGAUGACCUUAAAUAUUUACAUCAAUUAGUCGAAGAAAAAGAUGAAGGCCCUGCUUGGAUUCAGAUGAUGGAUAGGUCGACCCCCAAUAUGAGCUAUCAAGCUUGGAGAAGAGAUCCUGCGGGCGGACCUCCACAAUAUCGUAGCAGAAGUGUUUAUGAGGAUGCCACCCCUGAAAUGGUGAGGGAUUUCUUUUGGGAUGAUGAAUUCCGAGCGAAGUGGGAUGACAUGCUUGUACAUGCUGAAACUUUAGAAGAAUGCCCCAUCACAGGCACCAUGAUGGUUCAGUGGGUACGGAAGUUUCCUUUCUUUUGUAGUGACAGAGAAUAUAUCAUAGGGCGCAGAAUUUGGGAAUCUGAACGAACAUAUUAUUGUCUUACAAAGGGUGUUCAAUGCUCUUCUCUGCCGCGUCGCAACAAACCAAGGCGUGUUGAAGUGUAUUUUUCGAGUUGGUGCAUCCGUGCAGUUGAAUCAAAGAGAGAUGGCCAGUUGACGGCAUGUGAAGUUCUACUUUUCCAUCAUGAAGACAUGGGUAUACCUUGGGAAAUUGCAAAACUUGGCGUCAGGCAAGGUAUGUGGGGGGCUGUGAAGAAGAUCGACCCUGGUUUGCGUGCCUACCUGAAGCACAGAGUAUCUGGAGCUCCAAUUUCUCAUUUUGCUUCCAUGGCUCAGAUUAACACUAAAGUAAGUCCUAAGGCCCUUGAAUCCUUGGGCAGCACAAGCAAUUUAUCAGAGGUUGAAGCUCUUGAUUCAGCGAGUAAGCCAUCGGGAAGAAAUAUUCCGAAGGUCCUAGUUGUUGGUGGCGCCAUUGCCCUUGCUUGUAGUCUUGAUCGAGGGCUCUUGACCAAGGCUGUUAUAUUUGGAGUCGCCAGAGGGUUUGCUAAAAUUGGUAGAAUGUUUUAAUAUUGGGAACUAGUCAUUGACCAAGUGAUAUUAUCCUGGUUGGCCUGUCGGCCGAGCAAGGAGCAUGUGAGGCUUAGUCCCUGCACUUCUACUUACAAGGAAAAAAUGUAUUCUUUAAUCUUUUAUUCCAGCCUCAAGGCAGGCAGUCACUGAUCAGGAAAAUAUAAAAAUGCUGCACUGUGGCGUUCAUUGAAAAUUGGAAAUUUCAUGCUGAUUUACUUUUA